Molecule: messenger RNA, 1631 nt
Organism: Talaromyces stipitatus ATCC 10500
Lineage: Eukaryota; Fungi; Ascomycota; Eurotiomycetes; Eurotiales; Trichocomaceae
Product: NAD dependent epimerase/dehydratase family protein
Exons: 4
Coding region: 149-1195 (348 amino acids)
Source: RefSeq, a predicted model, not a curated record
AUAAUCACUUAGAGAUUCUGUACCUUAUAUAUUUAGAGCCACGCCAUGUCGUAUUCCUGUUCCAUUCAGCUCGAUCACAUAUUGACAGUCAAAGCAACCUCUCUAUACCAGUUGACUUAUUAUCGGACCUGGAAGUCAGAGCUUCGUCAUGGCAGUAACUAAAGUCCUUAUCACUGGGGCCACCGGAUAUAUUGGAGGCUCCGUCCUGGCAACCCUACUUACAUCCAUAAACCCUAAGAUCAGGGGGAUUAGCAUAUCGGCCCUAGUACGCAAGCAGGAGCAAGCAGCUAUCCUAAAGGAGAACGGCGUUAAUGGUAUCAUUUUCAGUGGGCUUGACGACACGGACUUUGUAAGAAAGGUCGCCAGCGACCACGACUUUGUCAUAAAUACCGCCAACGCAUUCCACUUCCGCGCAGCCGAGGCUAUAAUCCUCGGCCUUGCAGAUCGCAAGAAGCAAACGGGCAAGGAUGUCUAUCUGAUACAUACCUCUGGAACAUCGAGUCUCGGUGAUUUUCCAAUCACUGGCUCCUAUACCGAGACACGAGUCUUGUCCGAUAAGGACGAUAUUUACACCUACCUACGCCACCGCGAGGAUUUAGAACCCUACCAGCAGCGAACUACCGACCUCGUCGUCUUUGAAAAAGGUGAGGCCGCUAGUAUCAAAACUUAUAUUCUCAUGUCACCAACUAUUUACGGCUUGGGGAGUGGGCUAUUUAAUCGCACCUCUAUCCAGAUCGAUGCUAUAAUGCGCGCUGCUCGUCGUGAUGGUUUCACCUCUGUCAUUGGUUCUGGUGCAGCCGAGUGGGAUCAUGUCCACGUCGAAGACUUGGUCCAACUAUACGAGUUAGUGCUCGCUCGUCUGCUUGAUGGGGACAACCUACCGUCCAACAAAAAGGGAAUAUAUUUUAAUGAGACCGGACACCACUCGUGGCGUUAUCUAUCAGAACGCAUCUCAAGGGACGGAAACGCAUUAGGGUAUUUAACAUCCGACGAGGUGCGCGAGGUUUCACUUAAGGAGUGGAUUACUAGAUCUAGAAAAGCCCUAUCACCCCGUACGGUGGAGUUGGGCUUUGCGUCACGGUCGCGGACUCGGGCGGAUUUAGCCCGAGAGCUUGGAUGGAAGCCGACGAAGACAGAGAAGGACUUCAAAGAUAGUUUCAUGGAUGAAUGGAAGGUCAUUGCAAAGGAGGGAUAGAGGCUGCAUGUCAAAGUUUACAUGACACUAAAUUUAUAAUUUUUCAACAACCCUACAACGACACCACAGAUUCCGAAUCCAUAUAUUCUGAGCGCGCCGUCCUGCUCCCGUUCAAAAAUGACCUGCAAUAUGCAGCUCCUCGGAAAUUCUUCUCGUAUGCUCUCCAAAUUCCAACUAAAACGUACCGCCCUAUUUCUGGCUUUGAGUUUCCGUCUCUUUUAUCGAUCUACGGCAUCUCAUCUGAAGAUUGGUCACGAUUGACAUGCGAGAUCACGAGAAAUACAAGUCUUUCACUAUCGCAAUGGACAACGGUAUAUAGUGUAGGGAUUGGUAUACCUGGUUGCAAAACCAGUGCACGCUUUUUCAUUUGUUGAAUAUGUUUCAACCUAACCUAUACCAGGUAGAGUUCCGGAAUAAUAAUAUUCCAGUUUCACUU